This is a messenger RNA of Engraulis encrasicolus (European anchovy), 3812 nucleotides long. RefSeq names its product kelch-like family member 20 (gene klhl20). Gene Ontology annotation, molecular function: protein binding. The record is from RefSeq and is a predicted model, not a curated record. Bases 159 to 2000 code for a protein of 613 amino acids. Lineage: Eukaryota; Metazoa; Chordata; Actinopteri; Clupeiformes; Engraulidae. The transcript has 14 exons.
UUUUCUGUCGAAAGGAGUCAAAUUGACCCUCUCCGUUUCGCGUUUGAAAUUUCAUCGUCUGGCACUGUGACUCGGAUGAUUUCUCACUUCAACGGAUAUAUGAGAUUCGCGGCAGAGACCACAAAGGGUUGCUUUUUCUGUGGUUGCACGAAAAGCCAAUGCGCAGAGUGAACAUGCUACCCUUCAACUCUCUGGGUACCAGUGCACGCCCAGAUAACACCGGAAUGGACAUCACCAGUCGCUGCACCCUCGGUGACCCCAAUAAACUGCCAGAGGGGGUCCCCCAGCCCGCGCGGAUGCCCUAUGUGUCUGACAAGCACCCACGUCAGACACUGGAGGUCAUCAACCUCCUCCGCAAGCACAGAGAGCUAUGCGACGUCGUGCUAGUGGUCGGCGCUAAGAAGAUCUACGCACACCGGGUCAUCCUCUCGGCCUGCAGCCCCUACUUCCGGGCCAUGUUCACCGGGGAGCUGGCCGAGAGUAGGCAGACGGAGGUCGUCAUUCGGGACAUUGACGAGCGAGCCAUGGAGCUGCUCAUCGACUUUGCCUACACGUCACAGGUGACGGUGGAGGAGGGCAACGUGCAGACCCUUCUGCCGGCCGCGUGUUUGCUGCAGCUCGCGGAGAUCCAGGAAGCCUGCUGUGAGUUCCUGAAGAGGCAGCUGGACCCCUCCAACUGCCUCGGCAUCCGCGCCUUCGCAGACACGCACUCCUGCCGCGAACUGCUGCGCAUCGCUGACAAGUUUACCCAACACAACUUCCAGGAGGUUAUGGAAAGUGAGGAGUUCAUGCUACUGCCAGCCAAUCAGCUCAUAGACAUUAUCUCCAGCGAUGAGCUGAAUGUUCGCAGUGAGGAGCAAGUGUUUAACGCCGUCAUGGCUUGGGUCAAAUACAGCAUCCAGGAGCGACGACCGCAGCUGCCACAGGUUCUCCAACAUGUGCGUCUCCCUCUCCUCAGUCCCAAGUUCUUGGUUGGAACAGUGGGCUCAGACCCUCUCAUUAAGAGUGACGAGGAAUGCAGAGAUUUGGUGGAUGAAGCUAAGAACUACCUCCUGUUGCCUCAAGAGCGUCCUCUCAUGCAGGGGCCUCGCACACGGCCCCGCAAACCCAUACGAUGUGGGGAAGUGCUGUUUGCAGUGGGUGGUUGGUGCAGUGGGGACGCCAUCUCGAGUGUGGAGCGUUACGACCCGCAGACACACGAGUGGCGCAUGGUGGCGUCCAUGAGCAAGCGGCGUUGUGGGGUUGGGGUCAGCGUUCUGGACGACCUCCUCUACGCAGUCGGAGGCCAUGAUGGGUCCUCAUACCUAAACAGUGUGGAAAGGUAUGACCCCAAGACAAACCAGUGGAGUAGUGAUGUAGCCCCUACAAGUACUUGCAGAACCAGUGUGGGUGUAGCAGUGCUGGGAGGCUACCUGUAUGCUGUCGGAGGUCAAGAUGGAGUUUCUUGUCUCAAUAUUGUGGAGAGAUAUGAUCCCAAGGAGAACAAGUGGACACGAGUGGCGUCUAUGAGCACCCGGCGACUAGGGGUAGCAGUCGCCGUGCUGGGGGGUUUCCUGUAUGCAGUAGGAGGGUCCGAUGGAACGUCUCCCCUCAAUACAGUGGAGCGCUACAACCCCCAAGAGAACAGAUGGCACACAGUUGCCCCCAUGGGCACCAGGCGGAAACACCUCGGCUGUGCCGUAUACCAGGACAUGAUCUACUCGGUCGGCGGCCGGGACGAUACCACAGAGUUAAGCAGCGCUGAGCGCUACAACCCCAGAACCAAUCAGUGGUCGGCUGUCGUAGCCAUGACAUCUAGGAGAAGUGGGGUGGGUCUAGCAGUUGUGAAUGGGCAGUUAAUGGCAGUAGGAGGCUUUGAUGGCGCAACAUACCUGAAAACAAUAGAAGUGUAUGAUCCAGAUGCAAACACAUGGAGGCUCUAUGGUGGAAUGAAUUACCGAAGACUGGGAGGAGGUGUCGGAGUUAUCAAGAUGACGCACUGUGAAUCCCACAUAUGGUAACACUCCUACACUGAGUUCACUGGUGCCUCACCAUAGCUUGUGCCUCCCAUAGACAUUGUGCUUCAUGCAAAAGGAUAUGAUUCAAGACUCCAAUGCAAGACUCUGAUGCAUCUUGGGCCACUCCGAUGGCAAGCCAAGGUGUCAACCCCCUGUUUGACGCCACCUGAGCUGUGUCGUAUUGGCUGCUCCAUGACUGUUGUUUUGGUUCCAGCGUUUUGCUCACGUACCCCACCAGACUGCCACCCCAAAGCAACUGACGUUACCCACCCACCCACCAACCCCAGAGAGGAGCAGAUGUGUAUGCAAGCUAUAGCCGCUGUGCAGCAUUGAUGACUGCAGAGACUUCAGCCUUCUGUUUGUUCAAAAACAUGAGAAACUUUUGAGUGGAUACAGUUUAGCCUUUCUUCAAAGUCUGAAAUAUCGUAUUUUCUUUUCUGGCUUAAGUUGGAGAAAAAGCGGCUGAGGGGAGCUGAUCCUGGACAUGCUAUAAGAGACGGUAGUCGGGUCACCACUGUCCUCUGACAAAAGCUGACCCUUCAGUCAUUAAUCUAGUAGGACCUUGAGAAAGGGGUAACGUAGGGUACGAAUGCAAUCCCCCCCACCCCCACCCCAAGUGCAGAUGGAGCGUUUUUACCUCCACCAAGGACGUUACGUUUUCGGUAGCGUUGGUUUGUCUGUCUUUCUGUUUGUCUGUUUGUUUGUCUGUCAGCAGCAAGAUGACAAAGAAAGCUAUGAACGGAUAUGGCUGAAAUUUUGUGGAGUUGUUAGAAAUGACAAAAGGAACAAGUGAUUUUAAAUUUUGGUGGUGAUCCAAAUCACGAUAUGGAUCCAGGAGUUUUUGUUAAAGAUUAAUGGCAACAACGGGUAAUGGGAAGUAAAUUAAAUGGUCAGUAAAAUAGUUCGACCUGAUGCACCAUCAAGCGUUUAAGUUUAAAAAAUGGCAUAAACUACACCCCUUUACAAACACCUAAUCCCAUCACCAUAAAAAUCUAUAUAUUCAGUUUAACUCAUUGUGUCCUGGAAACACAUAUACGGGUUUUUCAGGAUUUUGAGAUAUUAGCCGUUUUAUUAACUAUGUGGGUAUGUUAGAGCUGAAUGAACACAUUAAAAUGCAAGGUGAGGGUCUUGGCUUUUAAAUGUAACUCAUUUCAUGUUUGUAUGUGCUUCGGAGGCAGAAAUAUUUAGGAUUUAAUAGGAAGAGGGCACCCUUUCCAAAAAAGGGCUUAGGACAAACUGGGUUAAAAAGGCAGUUGUCUUUCCGUGUGGAUAUAUGAAUGGGCCUGAAGGGCAUAGGGGGCACAGAUCCCAAGUGGACAGGACAAACUGAAACUUCACCCACAUGCACUUCCUAUAGGUGUCUGCCAAGCUACUACACAAGUUGGUCUAGUGUAUAUGUCAGGGGAAUAGGUGCUUGGGGUGUACAGGGCCACUUAUUAUUUUCCGUAAGUAUAUAAGAAGUUUUUCCCUUAGAAUGUAUUAUUUCUACUACACUCAUCUAUUACAUGAAAAUGUGUAAAUUCUCUAGAUGUUAGGCGUAAAUGCAAAACAGGACAGUUAUUUUAUAAAGACAUUCUAGAUGCCAUUAGGUUGAUCAAAGGGGGCGCCGGUUAUGAAUUAUUUAAAGAAAAAAAAGGACGCAUUAGGGUUAACUAUUUUCUUGACCAUUUUACCUAAUUUCUAUAAUUUGUUGGGUUUAAUUUGAUAUCAAUCAUGAUGUGUUUACAUAUAAGGAAAUCUAACUGGUUUUCUAUGGGCAUGGCUAGUUAUGUCGUUGAAAAAGGCUAAAGGGUGCCAGAGCCUAUCAGAUUAUUU